Molecule: messenger RNA, 2953 nt
Organism: Drosophila eugracilis
Lineage: Eukaryota; Metazoa; Arthropoda; Insecta; Diptera; Drosophilidae
Product: glutamyl aminopeptidase
Exons: 6
Coding region: 14-2839 (941 amino acids)
Biological process (GO): peptide catabolic process; proteolysis
Cellular component (GO): cytoplasm
Molecular function (GO): metalloaminopeptidase activity; peptide binding; zinc ion binding
Source: RefSeq, a predicted model, not a curated record
UGCGAUUGCAAAGAUGUUCCUAAGAGGCUAUUGGUUGCAGGUGGUGCUCGCCUGGGCGGUGGUGGCCUUUGCCACUGCCACCGUUGUAGUGGCGGUGCAGAAAGCAAAGCUGGAGAAGGACCUUCGCGAUGUCCAGGACAAAAUCGAUAUUUAUGAGGAGUGGAACGGAGCGAGUCGUUAUCGCAUGAAACGUGAAGAUACGAUUGAUUACCGUCUGCCCACGGCUUUGGUGCCGACGCAUUACAACCUCUAUUGGCACCCAGAUCUGGAAACUGGCAGUUUCACUGGACAGCUGAGGAUUAGCAUCAAUGUUGUUGAAGCUACCAAUCAGAUUAUUCUGCACUCCUAUCUCCUGGACAUCACAAAUGUCUAUGUGCUGAAUUGGGAAGUGGACAACUAUGUACUGGAGGAAGAACGACAGUUUCUGAUCAUCACGCUGACCGAAGAGAUGCCGGUGGGUGCUAGUAUUACCCUUGGUAUCCUAUUCGGUGGGCAGAUGAAGGACAAGCUAGUGGGUCUAUACAGUAGUACCUAUCUAAAUGAGGCAGGAGCUAUUCGAACCAUUUCAACCACAAAGUUUGAGCCCACCUAUGCCCGUCAAGGUUUCCCAUGUUUUGAUGAGCCAGCAUUGAAGGCCACAUUUGACAUCACAGUAGUGCAUCCCACUGGUUCUUACCACGCCGUUUCCAAUAUGCAGCAAACUGAUUCCAUAUAUUUGGGCGAUUACACGGAGGCCAUCUUCGAGACCAGUGUGUCGAUGAGCACCUACCUGGUUUGCAUCAUUGUGUCGGACUUUUCUUCCGAAUCAACCACAGUCAGGGCUAAUGGCAUCGGUGAGGACUUCUCCAUGCAGGCAUAUGCCACAUCCCAUCAGAUCAACAAAGUUGCAUUCGCUUUGGAGUUCGGACAAGCUGUCACGGAGUACUACAUCCAGUACUAUAAGGUGCCCUAUCCUCUGACCAAACUGGAUAUGGCUGCCAUUCCUGAUUUUGCCUCUGGAGCAAUGGAGCACUGGGGAUUGGUCACUUACAGGGAGACUGCUCUGCUGUACGAUACAAGCUAUAGUUCCACGGCAAACAAACAGUCGAUAGCCGGAACCUUGGCACAUGAGAUUGCCCAUCAAUGGUUCGGAAAUCUGGUAACUAUGAAAUGGUGGAACGAUCUGUGGCUGAACGAAGGUUUCGCUCGCUUUAUGCAGUACAAGGGAGUCAACGCUGUCCAUGCGGACUGGGGAAUGCUGGAACAGUUCCAAAUUGUGGCCCUGCAACCCGUGCUGUUGUACGAUGCCAAGUUAUCUUCUCACCCAAUUGUCCAGAAGGUGGAAUCCCCCGAUGAAAUUACUGCCAUUUUUGACACCAUCAGUUAUGAAAAGGGUGGAUCCGUUAUCCGCAUGCUGGAGACCCUCGUUGGUGCUGAGAAAUUCGAGGAGGCUGUGACCAAUUAUCUGGUGAAGCACCAGUUCAACAAUACUGUGACUGAUGAUUUCCUGACCGAAGUGGAAGCAGUGGUAACUGACGUGGAGAUCAAGAAACUGAUGCUCACCUGGACCGAACAGAUGGGUUAUCCAGUGUUAAAUGUAUCGAAGGUGGCCGAUGGCACCUUCCAGGUUACCCAGCAACGAUUCCUCUCCAAUCCAGCCAGUUAUGACGAAGCUCCCGAAGAUAGCACUUACGGUUACAAGUGGAGUGUACCAAUUACCUAUGUUGCUAGUGAUGGCUCAGAGGGCAGCUUAAUCUUCGAGUACGACGUUGACACCGUGACAAUUCCCGUGGAGAGCAAUGUGGAAUAUAUCAAGCUGAAUUCCAAUCAAACUGGUUACUACCGUGUGAACUACGAGGAGAGUCUGUGGACUCUGCUCACCCAGCAACUGACCACUAGUCCCGAUCGAUUCGCUAUCGCAGAUCGUGCUCAUCUCCUAAACGAUGCCUUUGCUUUGGCAGAUGCCAGCCAACUUUCCUACAGGGUUCCUCUGGAGAUGACCGCGUAUUUGGCCCAGGAGCGUGAAUUUGUGCCCUGGUAUGUGGCUGCCAAUAAGCUCAGGGCCCUUCAUCGUAGUCUGAUGUUCAGCGAGGGCUACGUUUCGUACCUCACCUAUGCCAGAAGCUUGAUUGCUGGGGUCUACGAGGAGGUCGGUUGGACUGUGGAUGCCGACAAUCAUUUGAGAAACCGCCUUAGAGUUUCCAUCUUGACCACCGCCUGUGCUCUAGGUGUUUCAGAUUGUUUGGAGCAGGCUGCCCAGCAUUUCAACGCCUUCCUGCUGAACCCCACUAGCCGACCUUCACCCGAUCUUCGUGAGAUCAUCUACUACUAUGGCAUUCAGCAGUCUACCAGCCAAUCGGAUUGGGAGAAGUUGUUCGAUAUUUUUGUGACCGAAACUGAUGCCAGCGAGAAGUUGAAACUGAUGUACGGAUUAUCUGGCGUAUUGGAUAGCCAAUUGCUGUACAACUUCCUGGUUAAAGCGGGUAACGAGACCAUUGUCCGGUCCCAGGACUACUUCACCUGUGUGCAGUACAUAGCCGCCAAUCCUGUGGGUGAACAUGUGGUUUGGGAAUUCUACCGCGAGAAAUGGCUUCAGCUCGUCGCUCGCUUUGACCUUAACAACCGCAACUUAGGUCGUCUUAUUGCCCAGAUCACAGCUAACUUUGCCAGCUCUGUAAAGUUGGAGGAAGUUCAGCAAUUCUUCAUCAAAUACCCAGAAUCGGGAGCUGGUGCAAAUUCCCGUUUGGAGGCCGUGGAGACCAUCAAGUACAACAUCGAGUGGCUGUCCAGUAAUCAUGCUGACAUCACCGACUGGCUAAGUGGAACGGCCUCGCCGCUGACCAAGAAAAACCUAUUGUAAAAUAUAUGUAUAAAAAAAAAACAAGCCAAUUAACCACUAAUUAGAAUUGCAUAAGAAACCUGCGAAAAUUCCGUUUGAGUUCAAUAAAAUGAAAUUCCAAAAUCAAACCAUAAA